Molecule: messenger RNA, 2313 nt
Organism: Phodopus roborovskii (desert hamster)
Lineage: Eukaryota; Metazoa; Chordata; Mammalia; Rodentia; Cricetidae
Gene: Cbln2
Product: cerebellin 2 precursor
Exons: 3
Coding region: 147-821 (224 amino acids)
Molecular function (GO): protein binding
Source: RefSeq, a predicted model, not a curated record
CUUCUGAGAACCAUUUGGCCUUGAUCUUCUGAGCCUGGGACCCAACCCAGAGGAGGAUACUGCUCUGGUCCUGCCUGUUCCUGAGUGCACCCGAGCACCCCUCCGGCUCCUGCCGGCCUUGGCGUCCUCGGGGCGCCCCAGCCCAGAUGCCCGCGCCUGGCCGGGGCCCCCGAGGGCCACCGCUGAGCAUGCCCGGGCGCCGGGGGGCGCUGCACGAGUCAGCCAACUUUGGCUUCAGCUUGGGGGCGGCGCUGGCCCUGUUGUUGCUGCUGCUACCGGUCUGCUGCCCGGUGACGGCUCAGAAUGACACGGAGCCGAUCGUGCUAGAGGGCAAGUGCCUGGUGGUGUGCGACUCCAGUCCAUCCGGGGACGGUGCCGUCACCUCUUCCCUGGGCAUUUCUGUGCGCUCAGGCAGUGCCAAGGUGGCCUUCUCCGCUACUAGGAGCACCAACCAUGAGCCCUCAGAGAUGAGCAACCGUACCAUGACCAUCUACUUCGACCAGGUUUUAGUAAACAUCGGCAACCACUUUGACCUUGCCUCCAGUAUAUUUGUAGCACCACGAAAGGGGAUCUAUAGCUUCAGCUUCCAUGUGGUUAAAGUGUACAACAGGCAAACAAUCCAGGUCAGUUUGAUGCAGAAUGGCUACCCAGUGAUCUCUGCGUUCGCAGGAGACCAGGAUGUUACCAGGGAAGCAGCCAGCAACGGUGUUCUGUUGCUCAUGGAACGAGAAGACAAAGUUCAUCUCAAACUGGAGAGAGGGAACCUCAUGGGAGGCUGGAAGUACUCCACAUUCUCGGGCUUCUUGGUUUUUCCUCUAUAGACAUGGAGCCACCUUGACAGUGGGAAGGUUUGGAUCAGGACCCAGGGAUCCGCCCUCUGUAACACCUCGAACUUGUCUGAAUAGGAUGGCUUGGGCUGACCUCCAUCAGAUUGUUGCCAUAGAAGGAUGAUUUUCUCCUAAAGCUCCGGUAUUUACUUUGACGAUUGACAAUUCCUCGGGAACCUGGCCUCUAAUUAGUUUUAGAUGACAAGGUCUUAAGGAGAAAUGAAAUUAUGGAUUUGAGCAAUUUGUACCUGUGAUUGUGAAGUGGAUAUCGGAUUUUAUUGUUGGAACCGUUUGACUUACCUUCUAUUGUUUGUACAUUGUAUCCUUGUCCUGAUGACAUAGAUGCUGCUGAUCCUGUGACAGAUUGCACGCUGCAGUCAGGGCUUAAAGCAAGAGCCCAGCAAAGAACCGCCUACCGGACAGUCCUUGACUUGUGUUCUGUGUGUGUGUAUAGCCUUAAGAAAAAGAAUGGCUUCAUUUUCAUUCUGUAGCUUACCCCUGGGGUCUUGGGAGGAUUGGGAGGGAGCUGGGCAUUUUGGGGACCUGUCAAAAAAGUGCUUUAUCCUGAGAAGCAAAUUUUGCACGAUUGGACUGCAACUUUUGUUUUGUAUUGUCCGUGGUUUUCUCCUCCCCCCCAACCCCCACCGGACACUUUCUUUUCCUUCCUCAGGUUUCACUCCUCAAACCUAUUUAGUUUUCAUGCUGGGGUCCUGGAGAGUGAGAGAGAGAGACAGACAGAGAGAGAGGGAGAGAGAGAGAGAAACAACUUAUGUUCAGUACUUGUAAGAGAUCAAAGAGAACAAAAUGAAAUCUGCAUAUUUUCUUUUGAAUGAGAGGAAACCAGGAACAAACAAACAACAAGGACAGCAAGCAGACCAUCCUGCAUAUUCUUCCCUGAAGUCUCUCUCGAAUGCAUCUUCAAACUUGCAACCUGGAUUUUAUUUAUUUAUUUUUAAAUUUAUACUCUGGGAUCCUUUAAGAGCCUGGCAUUCUUCAUUGGCCACACAACCCUUAAAAGUGGAGCUGAGGUGGCUAAACACCUCUUGAUGUGUCUCAGUGGUGAGUUAGAGCUGCCUCUGAGUGACCACACAAUGACCAGAUGCUUCAGAGAAACAGGACCAGCACCUCCUCAGAUCUUCCUUUGAUCUGUCAAGGAGAGGGAUGUGUUGAUGCUCUGUGGAUGAACACCUGGCCAGAAGCCACCUGGACUGGAAGUCACAGCAGUUCAAGGUACUGGCUGCUGUACUCCAUCAGUGGCUUUUUUUUUCAAACCCUACUUGUUUUGGCAUCUUGUGCAACAACAAUAUCCAGUUGCAGCGGAGAGAACCUGCACAGUCUGUGUGCGCCAAGGAAAUGUCACGAAUCCCAAAGCAAUCAAAGAUGAGACCUCAAACUGGAUGUCAAUCUGUCCUUUGUGUAACAAUGUAACCAAAAUAUUGACCAUAAAACUCAUAAUUUAAGAUUCAGAAUAAACGAGUUUGAUGUC